Messenger RNA from Medioppia subpectinata, 1644 nucleotides. NCBI's taxonomy places the organism in Eukaryota, Metazoa, Arthropoda, Arachnida, Sarcoptiformes, Oppiidae. The record is from the annotation of a GenBank genome assembly.
AUGAGAGGCAAAGAGGGAAAGACUCGACUCAAUCACUCCAUUCCUCACAUGCAUUACUGGAUCCUCUGUCCACACGAGUCGACUCUUCAUGUCAUACAACGAGUCGAAAACAAUGGCAAAAAUGGGUGCAAUCAGUGGUCACACCCCCACCCGUGCGGACGCACCCGACCAGCGAUACCCGUUAGCCCCGAACUCGAGCGGGAACUGACACCAUAUGACUAUCGCCGGGAACUACAAUGGCUGAGACGAGUGCUACCCGAGUGCGGGUCACCCGUAGUGUUUGCGCACAACGAUCUCACGUAUAGUAAUAUACUGAUACCGGACGACCCGCUGGCCUUCGAGGACGGGCUACUGGCCAUUGACUACGAGUUCGCCGCUUAUAACUACCGGGGCUUUGACUUUGGCUCACAUGUCAUGCAAAGCGCCACUCGUUUGACGCCAAUUGAGUUCAAUACCGAUUACCCGUACUUUAGGGUAGACUUUGACGCCUAUCCGACCGAUGAGGAGAAGCGACACUUUGUUUGCCAUUAUAUUAAACAUUCACCCGAUUUGAGCGCCGGGAAGGAGACGGAGGACCAGUUGAUCCGUGAGGCCGACUAUAACUCUUUGGUUGCGCACCUGAUUUGGGCCGUACGACAGGCGCGUACAUCGCAACAGGCUUUUGGUUAUUGGUUUUUGCAGCCAAAUUAUUUAACCUGGUUAUUAACUUAUAUAAACUUUAUAUUUAUUAUUAGUGGCGGUUAUAGUAAUCAAAUAUAUUACUGUUCACUACCUGAGGGUCGGGAGCCGGUGGCCAAUGAGCCGAAACAUGUGUUGUUAAGACUGUAUGGCAUCGGGACUACAAUCCCGGGCGACGACUAUAAGGUAACCGAUAGUCUCAUAACAUUGCUAUUGUCUGAACGGGGUUUGGGUCCCAAACUGUACGGUGUUUUCCCUGGCGGCCGACUCGAGGAGUUUAUACCCGUAACCCCAGAGCUGAAGGACAGAGAAUUGAUGGCCAAAAUUGCCAAAAAGUUGGCCGCUAUCCACACAUUGGAUGUACCCAUAGAUAAACAACCGGACUUUCUAUUCACCACGAUGGAAAAAUGGGUGACAGAAGUACUCACACCCACCGGUUCGGACGCACCCACACAACGAUACCCGCGCCCCGAACUGGAGCGGAAAAUGACAACAUAUGACUAUCGCCGGGAACUACGAUGGCUGAGACGAGUGUUACCCGAGUGCGGGUCACCUGUAGUGUUCACUCACAACGAUUUGGCGCCGGGAAAUGUCCUGAUAUGUGACGACCCACUGGCCUAUGGGGGCGGCGAUGGCCUACUCAUCAUUGACUACGAGUGGGCCGCCUAUAACCACAGGGGCUUUGACUUUGCCACACAUUUCACUGAACACCUGUACGACUAUUCGGCGCCCGACUAUCCGUACUCUCGGGUAGACUUUGACGCCUAUCCGACCGAUGAGGAGAAGCGACACUUUAUGUGCCAUUAUAUCAAAUAUUCACCCGAUUUGAGCGCCGGGAGGAAAACUGAGGAUCAGCUGAUUCGUGAGGCCGACUAUUACUCUUUGGUAGCGCAUCUGAUUUGGUCACUUUGGGCCGUACGACAGGCGCGUACAUCGCAACAGGCUUUUGGAGAACUCGAAGGAUAG